UGGUUUCACGUGAAUUGGUGGGUGUGAAGUAUCGGGCACUGAGUUCUGGAGAAUGGAGAAGAUACCCAUGACGCACUUUACUCGUUUAUCCAACUUUUUUCUCUUCUUGCCCUCUACUUUACUCUUUCCACACACUGGCUUGCGCCCUCCUUUUGACUUGUAUUCCUCUUCGUACGCCAUCGAGAUUUCGAUACUUGAUUUGUGUUUUUCCGGAAUCUCUUACCUUUUCGUGGGCAAGAACGUUUCCCGUCUCUUUUUGUCAUCUUUAAAUUGCGGGUUCUUGAUUUCUCCGUGUUUCGAUAGUCCGUCAGCUUGUGUUCGUUUUCGGGUUUGAUAAUGGAUGGUGAUUCCUUUGGACCCAUACAGAUAUGCCUUGGAUGUCAAUGUGGAGCGGGCGGCAGAUGUGCUUCUGCACAAGAGGUUGCUGCAUUUGGCUCACGACCCGGCUAAUAGACCGGCCAUCGAAGUUCGCCUGGUACAGGUUCUUCCUGCACCUGAGGUGCAUUCAAAUGAUUCCAUCCAUUCAGGUCGUUCCUCAAAUGAAGACGUUACUACCCUUGCUUCAGUUAAUCAUUCCAGUAGACAAAGCAUUCAUCCACCACCUGCCUUUGGGUCAUCACCAAACCUCGAAGCUCUUGCACUUGAAGCUAGUAAAUCCCUUGCUAAAGAUGGCGAUAAUUCUGUUCAUGCUAAUGCACAGUACUCUCGGCCCAUGCAUGAAAUCACCUUUUCAACUGAUGACAAGCCAAAGCUUCUUAGUCAGCUGACAUCCUUACUUGCUGAUAUUGGACUGAACAUCCAAGAAGCACAUGCCUUUUCCACAGUGGAUGGUUAUUCAUUAGAUGUCUUUGUAGUUGAGGGUUGGCCAUAUGAGGAGACAGAGCAUCUAAAGACUGCAUUGGAAGAGGAAGUUUUAAAGAUUGAGAAACAUUCUUGGCCAGAACAUUGUCCUCCCAAAGAUGAGCUUCCGCAGAAGGCCAUCAAAUUGGAACCUGAUCAUGUUUCUAUACCAAGCGAUGGAACUGAUGUUUGGGAACUGGAUCCAAGAUGUCUCAAGUUUGAAACCAAAAUUGCAUCCGGUUCAUAUGGUGACCUUUACAAAGGUACAUACUGCAGUCAGGAAGUGGCUAUCAAGGUUCUGAAGCCUGAACGUGUAAAUUCAGACAUGCAAAAGGAGUUCGCACAAGAAGUUUUUAUUCUGAGGAAAGUGCGGCACAAGAAUGUUGUGCAAUUUAUUGGUGCAUGCACAAAAUCUCCGAACUUGUACAUUGUGACAGAAUUUAUGUCUGGUGGAAGUGUAUAUGAUUAUCUUCAUAAGCAGAAAGGCGUUUUCAAGCUUCCCACCUUGUUGAAAGUAGCAAUUGAUGUCUCCAAGGGAAUGAAUUACUUGCAUCAAAAUAAUAUCGUUCAUCGGGAUUUGAAGGGUGCCAAUCUAUUGAUGGAUGAAAAUGAAGUUGUUAAGGUUGCUGAUUUUGGGGUUGCCAGGGUGAAAGCACAAUCUGGAGUCAUGACUGCAGAAACUGGAACAUACAGAUGGAUGGCUCCUGAGGUAAUAGAACACAAGCCUUAUGAUCAUAAAGCUGACAUAUUCAGCUUUGGAGUGGUCUUGUGGGAGUUACUAACAGGGAAGCUUCCAUACGAUCACUUGACCCCAUUGCAAGCAGCCGUUGGAGUGGUUCAGAAGGGUCUGCGGCCUGCAAUUCCAAACGACACCCAUCCAAAGCUUGUGGAGUUACUGGUUAAAUGCUGGGAGCAAGAUCCAGCUUCAAGGCCCGACUUUUCUGAAAUAAUAACUAUCUUGCAGAAAUUUGCAAAGGAGGUUGGAGAUGAUGGAGAGGAUCGGCGGAGGGAGAAAUCGGGGGGAUUCCUGUCUGUGCUCAGGCGAGGGCAUCAUUGAAGGGUGCAAGGGAGAUAGAAUUAUAUUUUAAUCAUCGGCUUUGUACAGUAUGGGUCCACAUGAUGAUAUAUUAUCUUUCCAUAAUCUCUUACUAUUUUUUUUUCCCUUCUCAAUUUUUGACGAGUUAAUCCAUAAUGCAGUAUUAAUCCUAGCAUCGUCUAAGAAAGGAAGCGACAUUGGAUUGAGUGUAGCUAAAGGAUUUUUUUUUUUUUGUUUCA
Molecule: messenger RNA, 2115 nt
Organism: Eucalyptus grandis
Lineage: Eukaryota; Viridiplantae; Streptophyta; Magnoliopsida; Myrtales; Myrtaceae
Product: serine/threonine-protein kinase STY46-like
Exons: 15
Coding region: 341-1897 (518 amino acids)
Biological process (GO): protein phosphorylation
Molecular function (GO): protein kinase activity; ATP binding
Source: RefSeq, a predicted model, not a curated record